Folsomia candida is the source of this 3105-nucleotide messenger RNA. It is a transcript of the gene Mrgn1, whose product is annotated as E3 ubiquitin-protein ligase MGRN1. Gene Ontology annotation, biological process: protein ubiquitination. Gene Ontology annotation, cellular component: cytoplasm. The record is from RefSeq and is a predicted model, not a curated record. Gene Ontology annotation, molecular function: ubiquitin protein ligase activity. NCBI's taxonomy places the organism in Eukaryota, Metazoa, Arthropoda, Collembola, Entomobryomorpha, Isotomidae. Bases 947 to 2923 code for a protein of 658 amino acids. The transcript is spliced from 11 exons.
CGAACUGGAUGCCCCUUCUUCUACCGUAGAUUUCUCCAGGUUUGAUACAAUUAUUGAUCUCGUUCAAGAAGAAAAACAGCCGUACGUAUACGUACGAAAAAGACCAAAUAAACCAACUCGAACCUAAAAACCCUUCUUCUUGUUACCAAGCUGUCCUUUUCUGCAGAAAGUAUCACUUUCCCCAAGAAGUAAAGUAAAGACCAACUUUCUCUUUCUACAUAUAAUUUUGGCUAAAAAUGGACUUUCACCGAGUGAAAGUCAGUAAUGGAAUGAAGUGAUGAGCAGAAAUGUACUUAUUUUAUUUGGUCUUUUCUGUAAAUAAUGUGGACUAUAUCCUCCAAUGUAAAAGGGAAAUGUAAAAUGUGCAACUUUUCGUAUAAAGCAGCAGCAUUUCUAAUACGAGAUUCUUUCUAUUACCCAACCCAGCAGCAGUGUAAUGCACUUCGCAUGAGUUUUUUGCGUUAAAAAUCUCUGCUUGUUAAUACGGAUAGCAAUUUGUCGGAUUUAAACGGUACUUCCUGUCCUCAUCCUAUUUUGGCUAAAUCUGUGUAUUUGGGGUAUCUGUGUGUGGGUGUAAUAAAUAUGUAAGAGGAAUGCGACUGGUUUAUUUGUAAGAGUUCUUUAAAGUGGAAAAACUAAGCAGAAAUCUGCAGAAAACUGUUUGUUUUGUUUGGAAUUUUGUACAAAAUACUUAAAAAAUGAAAUGACAUUGAUCUCAUAUUAAAAAUUAGAAAAUACAUUUUUGAUUGGUUUGAGGUGACAUGACCAAUAAAUAUUCGAUUCUAUACACAUUCGUGUCAACGCUCCUGUUAAAGUGAACUCGUAAUUGUAGAACCAUUAUGGGAUUUAUUCGCGAAUCGGGAUUUUGAUUGAGCUUAAAUUUCAAUAUUUGAACAUUUGCACCUUAUUUUAUCGAAAAUAAGUUGUGAAUCCGUAAUAAAUCAAAAUGGGAACUUGGUGGAGCAGACCAAACAGUGAGAACAGUGAAGUAGAAAGUCCACCCACUGCUUUUAGAUAUCCAUCAAAGACAGGAAAUUACUUUGGGACUCACUUCAUCAUGGGUGGGGAACGAUUUGAAACGCCUCAACCAGAACAAUACUUGUUUGGAGAUAACACUGACCUCAACUUCUUGGGGAGUAAACCAGUUCCGUUCCCCUACCCUGCGCCACAGUCGAAUGAGCCCACAAAAACGUUAAAGGCUUUAAUCAACAUACGAAAAGAGACGCUAAAAUUUGUCAAAGUUCAACCACAGCAACAAUCGCCAACAACUAGCGACCCACCACCAACUUCCCCAGUCAAAAAACCCAUUGUUGAUUGUACCGUUGAAUUCGUAUUCGAUGCCGAUUGUCGUUGCGAAAUAACAAUUUUAUAUUUCUGUGUUGAAGAAGUAACAAGCAAUGGAGUGUAUUAUCGACCUAAACAUCCAAAAAUGUGUUCCGAACCUAUCAAAUUCAAGGCAGGAUCCAAUCAAGUUUACAUAAACUCUGAGCACGUUUUCCACCCUGCGGAAUUUCCUGAACAAGACUUGUUGUUUGAUUCUGAAAAGGAACUUUAUCCCGUGGUCAUCCAGUGUAUUGCGUUAGAAGGGGAUGAACCUCGUCAAUCUCAUACCACAACUGCAACAGUGGACAAAUACUCGGACGGAUCUUACUCAAUAAAGCCCUUGAAACAAAAGCUUUUUGUGGAUGGACUUGUAUAUCUUUUGCAAGAAAUUUAUGGUAUUGAGAACAAGAAUGCGUCCAGAAAAUUUGAUGAAGAUGAUUCCGACGCGGAGACGUCAGCGGAAUGCGUUAUUUGCAUGUCAGACAGCAGAGAUACUUUGAUAUUGCCGUGUCGUCACCUAUGUUUGUGUCAUGCAUGCGCAGACAGCCUACGCUAUCAGGCGAGUAACUGUCCAAUAUGUCGUGCCCCAUUUCGUGCUCUGCUACAAAUCCGUGCAGUCUACAGAAUACCACCGUUGAAUAUUGAAUAUUCAGCACUACCCCCCGAGAUGCCAGUCAUACACAUGAACGCUAUACCUGGAUAUGAAGUUAUCCCCCUUUUGGAGGCUCUUAACGGACCUUACCAGCCAUCCGACCUCACCAUGGCUGCAGCAUCCCUUCAUAGACAAGAAGCUGCACGAGCAGCAUUAAACGACUCUACUGAAGGGACGGAACUGAGACCGAUAGCUAUGACCGUCAUGGUCGCCCCAUCUUCUACAAAUUCAGACAUUGCGACGACCACGACUUCAACAACAAAAAGUGACGAUGAAAAGACCCGAUCAGAAAGCCCGAUUACUGUAAUACACGAAUCUUCACGAAAGUCAUCAGCAAAAUUGUCGAAAAGUAGUUCCGAUGCAAAAACCCCUGUAACUAGUGAUCCAGAAGAUGAAGCACAUUUUAGUGAGGCUGCAGAGACACUUCCAGACCUUGAAGAAUUUGGGGACACGCUGGAUUCCACCAUUUUAAAUUCCAGAUAUGAAGAGAAACUUUUAUCUCGCGGGGCAGGAACGUCGUCAAAACCAGACGAUGAAGAAAUGCAAUUACAAAGCAUUGAAAGUAGUCCUGUACAUGGCACAAAUGUGCUCAUGAUUGCAGCCAUUGACGAAUUUUCUGAUGAGGAGGAUACAACCAGAACCCGCAGAAAUGUAUUUGCACAUCGAAUGCUCUCUGGAGAUCGGAGACACGUAUCCGAAUCGGCACAAAGUACUCCAAAGCGAAUAACGGAUGGGGGAGCCGUUCAGAGCAGUCCAGAACAUCAUUUUGGUCGAUUUGGAAACAAAACGGUGCCAACUUCAUUACCAAGCACUCCAAAUUGUAGGCUGUCCAACCCCGGAACGGCAAAUUCCACAUCAACAAGAUCCAGCGGAGACUCGUUUACAUCAUCUAGUUCAACCAAACAAUUGUUACCGAGUUCUUCAACGACUGGAGUGCACCAUUUAUAAAAACAAUCGAACGAGUAAAAGAAAAUCACCCAAUCCAUAAAAGCAAUGCAAUGCAAUCUCAGAUCCCAAAGUUACCUAUUACUUAUCCUACUGACAGACUUGUUAUUGUUAUUACGUAUUAUUCCUUUUAACAAAAAAAACUGACUGAAUUAAGUUUAAUAAAUAUAUGUACGCAAAACGGA